Pecten maximus is the source of this 4303-nucleotide messenger RNA. RefSeq names its product U2 snRNP-associated SURP motif-containing protein-like. The record is from RefSeq and is a predicted model, not a curated record. The transcript is spliced from 25 exons. Lineage: Eukaryota; Metazoa; Mollusca; Bivalvia; Pectinida; Pectinidae. The coding region runs from base 26 to 2890 and encodes 954 amino acids. Gene Ontology annotation, biological process: RNA processing. Gene Ontology annotation, cellular component: nucleus. Gene Ontology annotation, molecular function: RNA binding.
AUGUAUUCGAACGCACUAAAGAAAAAUGGCGGACAAGUCUUUGCCAUGGGGUUUACGAACGGACAAGUUAACCCCUGGCUCUACAAAGGCAAUAUCAGAGAGCAAACUAAAGGCUUUUGAAGUUGGUACAAUGAAUAUUGGAAAGAAAUCUUUAUCAAAACGAGAACAAGAAGAAAUCAAGAAGAAGAAAGAUGCACAUGCAGCAGCGCAGGUUUACGAGGAGUUUGUGGCCUCCUUCCAGGACAGCGGCAAACAAUCGAAGGCCUGGGUUAAAGGCGGAGUUGUCAACCCAGCGGAGAAAUCAUCACCAUCAGCCAAACCUGAGAAAAGCAAACUAUAUAAGCCCACCUCUAAGCUGGCUGAGCUUGCAUCAACAUUUCAGUCAAUGAAAGAUGCAAAGAAGAGGGAUGACGAUGUUGAUGAUGACCGAGCUGACUAUAGGUCUUUCACAGAUAGAUCUAGCUUCAGUGUGGGGAAAAAGAAGAAGGAAGAACAGAAGAAGAGGAGUAACCUAGAAAUAUUUAAAGAAGAAUUAAAACAAAUACAGCUAGAGAGGGAAGAGCGACACAGAUGGAAAGCAGGUAUCAGAAAUCAGGGCUUUGAUUCAGUGGCAGAGCCCAUUGAAGACAGAUUUGGGAAGUAUGAGGCCUCUUUAGAACCUGGAUUUAAUAAAGCUGACAGCAUGCGACUUGGUCCAUAUGACCCCGCAGACGAAAGUACAACAAAUAUUUAUGUAGGGAACAUUAAUCCAAAGAUGACAGAACAACAGUUGUGUGAGGUAUUCGGGAGGUAUGGACCCCUUGCUAGUGUGAAAAUCAUGUGGCCGCGAACUGAUGAAGAGCGUUCAAGGGGAAGAAACUGUGGUUUUGUAGCCUUCAUGAAUAGGAAAGAUGGAGAGCGAGCCAUGAACUCACUCAAGGGCAAGGAAGUGAUGCAAUUUGAAAUGAAGUUAGGGUGGGGUAAGGCAGUGCCCAUACCCCCUCACCCAGUCUAUAUACCUCCCGCUCUAGUCGAGUUAACACAGCCACCACCCCCCUCUGGGUUACCCUUCAACGCCCAGCCAAGCAAGAGCAGUCGCCGACUACGAUCAGAAAAAUUAUAUGGCAAUGUGCCACCUCCAGGCAUAAACGGAUCUGCAAAAGAUGAACCUGCCGAGGAUAUAGAGAAGACUUUAGCCAAAGCUGUUGUGAAAGUGGUAAUUCCCACAGAAAGAAAUCUUCUGUGUGUGAUACAUCGAAUGAUCGAGUUUGUUGUUCGAGAAGGUCCAAUGUUUGAAGCCAUGAUCAUGAAUAGAGAAAUCAAUAAUCCGAUGUUCAGGUUUCUGUUUGACAACCAGAGUCCAGCACAUCUCUACUACAGAUGGAAAAUGUUCACCAUUCUUCAGGGUGACUCACCGUACCGGUGGAGAACGGAAGAGUUUAAAAUGUUUAAAGGAGGCUCGCAGUGGAAACCUCCUCCCAUGAACCCUUACACACAGGGCAUGCCAGAUGAACUGGUCCGUGAAGAUCUAAAUCUUGACCAGGAGGAAGAGGUUGUCAUCAAGAAAGGCCAGCUAACAGAUAGCCAAAGAGAUCGGUUAGAAGACACAUUGCGCGAGCUCACGCCAGAACGAAUGAAAAUCGGCGAUGCCAUGGUAUGGUGUCUGGAUCAUGCAGAGGCAGCAGAGGAAAUUGUGGAAUGUAUUACAGAAUCCUUGUCCAUUCUACAGACUCCAAUCCCUAAAAAGAUUGCGAGGUUGUUCCUGGUGUCGGAUAUUUUAUUUAACAGUAGUGCUAAGGUCCCCAAUGCUUCAUUCUUUAGAAAAUGUUUUCAAAUUAAAUUACGAGAAAUAUUCAAAGACAUACACGAGACCUAUGUGAAUAUUGAUGGCAGACUAAAAGCAGAACAAUUUAAACAAAAAGUGAUGGGCUGUUUCCGGGCGUGGGAAGACUGGGCUAUAUACCCCAAUGAUUAUUUGAUAAGCCUGCAGAACAUCUUCCUUGGCCUUGUCCCUACAAAGAUUACUGAUAGGACUUCUGGUGAUAGGGUUCAGACUGUCACUAAGUUACCAGGUAUUGACCAUUCAGACAGUGAAGAUCUAGAUGGAGCACCUAUUGAGGACUUGGAUGGUGCCCCACUUGACCAGUCCAAGGAAGAUCUGGAUGGGAAAGUUCUGGUGGAGUACGACGGUGAACCCUACUCGGAGGACCUCGAUGGGGCACCAAUUGGCGAGUACAGAAGGAAGGAGGAUCGUAAUGAUGAUCGUGGCACAUCACCCGUGGCACCAAAAUUCUUAAAAUCCAAAUGGGAAACUGUUGAUGAUGCUGAACUUGAGGCUCAGGCCAUGACGACUUCUAAGUGGGACCUUCUGGACAACCAGGAAGAAGAGGAGGAGGAGGAAGAAGAAAAACCUCAGGGAGAGAUGUAUGAAGAUAUUGAUGGACAACCUCUAGAUGACGAGGAAGGGUACUCACGAGGCACGGCGUCUGAUGAAGAGAGUUUUCAGGAUUACUCCGAUUAUCAUCAUAAACAGGAAAUGACGGAGGAGAGAAGGGCAAAACUUCGAGAGAUAGAGGUGAAAGUUAUGAAGUACCAAGAUGAACUAGAGGCAGGAAAGAGAUCAAGAAAAAAUCACAUUACAAUAUCACAGCAGGUGGAACACUACAGGAAGAAACUACUGCAGAAGGAAACGGACUCUCCAGGAAGAGACACAAGAAAACGACAUCGAUCACGGUCAUUCUCUCCUUCAGCUUACAGAUCUAUUUCAAGUAGUCCAAAACGAGGCUCCAAAAGAAUGAAAAGUCCUAAGAGAUCAAGAAGGUCAAGGUCAAGGUCACCACACAAAAGGUCAACUUCUAGAAGUCCAAGUAGACAUCGUCACAAACACAAAAAGAGCAAACAUCGAAUGUAGUGUUGAACAGAGGGGGGGAGGGUAUGGGACAUGGGAGGGGUAUGCAGGGACAUUGACAUUGAGUAUUCAUUCAUAAAUUAAAAAGAUUUGUGUUAAUUAGGUUUGGAAGUUCUCUUUAUUCCUUAAGAAAUACCACUUUUCAUCUUGUGAUGCAUGAUUGGAGGUGAAUUAUUUCAUAUUUACAGUGUGUAUUUGGAUAAAUGUUUUGUAGAAUGCUUCAGAUAGAAAUUGUGAGCAGAUCUCCUUUGAACAACACUUACAGAAAACUAUAAAUUCUCUUUUGAUUGACUCGGGACUUGUAUUUAUUAUAGAAUUUGAUAUUUGCUGUUCAGAUAAAAUUUAUCAUGAUGUGAUUUGCAUUAACUUUCAUUACUGCUCGUUUUAGAUCAAUCCUGAUUUUGCAGUAGAAGUUCAUUCUGUAGCUCCUGAAAUCUGCCUAUAAUAGUAAAACAUCACUGAAUUUUUUUUUCUGUUUUGUUACAAGUAGUAUCAGAGAAAAAUGAGGCUAAUUUUAAUGUAAAUAUUGUCAAAAAGUUCACAUUAUUUUUUUUUUUUUAUAGUUUCUUAAUAUUAAUUUUGGCAUAAAAACAUUGAAUACCUGUAAAUUUAUAUAUUUCAGAGGCAAUUCUUAUUUUAGUGUAUUUCAUGUUUAAAGCCUUCUGCUAAAUUUUGAUUGCCCUAAUUUAAUUUUCUUGUAUUGGUAUCCAUGGCAACUAUUAUAAGUGCACUGAUUAAGAUAGCACUAAUCUGUUUAAAUUCGGCUAUGCACUAAAAUUUGAGUGCACAAAGAUUUGUACGUUUAUAGUAUUUGUGUCAUGAUAAAAUAUGAACAUUGUCCAAAAACAUGUCAUUUCCGAAUCUCUGUGUAUUAUUGAGAGGUUUUUUAAAAACAAAAACUGCAUAGAAUAUUGCAGAGCUAAUUACAGUUUAAAAUUUUGGUAUCAAGUAGUUGUAGUCUUGUACAACCAUUUUAAAUACCCACUUUCUUGAUUUCAAAUGUUGUCAUUUCUCAAAAUUGUCAGUAUGACAUUCAAUACCUAGAUCACUGAAGUUUUGGCAGAUUAUUUCCAAGUUUUAAGAUGUUAUCCAGGUUGAAUUAUAUUUUACUAUAAUACUGCAAAAUUUCUUUCAAAUUGUAUUGAUAUAGGUGAAUUUGUAACAGGAGAAGAUUUGAAUUUCAGGAAUUCUGAUCAGACUGAUGACCUGACCUGUUGUGAUAAUCUGUCAGAAAUAAUUUACCAAUGAUUCUUUAAUGUUGUGAGGAAGUCCUUUUUGAAAAAAAAAAAAGAAAAAAAAGUCACUUUUGAAAACAAAUGGACUCGUAGAUGCAGAAAAAUACAAAAACAAUUAUGCUAGAGUCAUGCUUGAGUCAGUCUGACAAUUGUGACAUGUAUCUAGUAAUAUAAUAAUAAU